AUGGAGGUAAUGAGGGAUUUCAUGACAAUAUCGGGCCUGCAUAUUAAUGCAACUAAAUCUACUAUCUUUGCAGCAGGACCAGACUUGGACACCCUUCUAGCAGAAGCUACGUCUCUGGCAAUCAGUGUUGGCACGCUCCGAAUUUGUUACAUGGGUAUGCCGCUGACAACUAAGUCCCUCACAUCGAUUGAUUAUGAACAGUUGAUUGACAAGGUGCGCCGUAAAACGCUAACUUGGUCCAACAGAAGCUUAUCGUUUGUCGGCCGUCUUCAGCUUAUAAAUUCUGUGGUUAUAAGAUCUCCCAACCAAACGCAUAAGGCUAAGGUAAGCUGGGCAGAUCUCUGUUACCCUAACGCUGAGGGAGUAUAUGUCAUUGUGGGUCUGUUGGAUCAAAUUCUAUUUGCUCAAGGGUUCGAGGUCAAGGAUGGGAAAUCAACCUUCUUCUGGUUUUAUAAUUGGCUGGAUAAGGGGCGUUUGAUCGAUGUCACAUGUGCAGCUGGUACUACCUACAUUGGGUUGCCUCGACGUGCCACUGUUAGUGAUGCGGUUAAACAGAACAAAUAG
Brassica napus (rape) is the source of this 564-nucleotide messenger RNA. RefSeq lists its product as uncharacterized. NCBI's taxonomy places the organism in Eukaryota, Viridiplantae, Streptophyta, Magnoliopsida, Brassicales, Brassicaceae. The transcript is spliced from 4 exons. The coding region runs from base 1 to 564 and encodes 187 amino acids. The record is from RefSeq and is a predicted model, not a curated record.